CCUUCAGCCAGUAAGUCAGCGCGAUCUCUACAGGAGGAGGGGCGGUGCUUUGUGUACAUGGCCCUAACUACAAUUAAUCCUCGUCUCAAGAACUAUCGACUGCCCUUCCUUGAGCAGACAUCACCAGUGUGUCUUCGGAACAGCCCGUUUUUGGCAGAUUGACAGGCGUCCGGUUAAACUGUUCUUUGCAUAGAUUGAACAGCCAACCCUGGUUAGAGGAGACAAACUAACUGAAGUCGCGUUGUAGCUGUAACCAUCUAACUACAGCUGGCAUAUGGGUUUGAAAUUUAAGGCUCCGAUUGACGGAUAAAUGUAGCUAACGUUAUAAUACAUAGCCAGCUAGCGAGGUUGUUACUGUUGCUAGAAAUCCGUGAAGUUGCAAGCAGAGGAAAAAGAACGUUUCUUUGCAGACAGCUACAUAAACAUUUGUAGCCAGAUUUCCAGCAGGAAUGCCGGGGUUCGACUACAAGUUCCUGGAAAAACCAAAGAGACGGUUCCAAUGUCCUCUAUGUAGUAAGACAAUGCGAGAACCUGUACAGGUUUCUACCUGUGGACACAGAUUUUGUGACACCUGUCUACAGGAAUUCCUGAGUGAGGGGGUCUUUAAGUGUCCAGAGGACCAAUUGCCCUUGGACUAUGCCAAGAUCUACCCUGACCCAGAGCUGGAGCAGCAGAUCCUGUUGCUGGCCAUCCGCUGCAUCCACAGCGAGGAGGGCUGCCGCUGGACAGGCCAGAUGAAGCAGCUGCAGGGCCACUUCUCCACCUGCGCCUUCAACGUCAUCCCCUGCCCCAACCGCUGCUCGGCCAAGCUGACGCGCCGCGACCUGCCCGACCACCUUCAGUACGACUGCGUCAAGCGCAAGGUCAAAUGCGAGUUCUGCGGCAACGAGUUCACGGGCGAGGCCUACGAGAACCACCAGGGUAUCUGCCCCCAGGAGAGUGUGUACUGUGAGAAUAAGUGUGGGGCUCGUAUGAUGCGUAGGCUGCUGGCCCAGCACAGCGUGGCUGAGUGCCCCAAACGCACGCAGCCCUGCAAGUACUGCGGCAAGGAGUUUGUAUUCGACACCAUCCAGAACCACCAGUACCACUGCCCGCGCUUCCCGGUGCAGUGCCCCAACCAGUGCGGCACGCCCAACAUCGCCCGGGAGGACCUGGCCGCCCACGUGAAGGAGAGCUGCUGCAGCGCCCUGGUGCUCUGUCCCUUUAAGGACGCCGGCUGCAAACACAGGUGCCCCAAGCUGGCUAUCAGCCGCCACCUGGACGACACAACCAAGUCCCACCUGACCAUGAUGUGCAACCUGGUGACCCGGCAGCGGCAGGAGAUCCUGGAGCUCCGGCGGGAGCUGGAGGAGCUGUCCGUCAGUCAGGACGGCGUCCUCAUCUGGAAGCUGGCCGACUACUCCCGCCGGCUGCAGGAGUCCAAGCUGCGCAGCAACCACGAGCUGUUCAGCCCGCCCUUCUACUCGCAUCGCUACGGCUACCGGCUCCAGGUGUCGGCCUUCCUCAACGGCAACGGCAGCGGUGAGGGCACCCACCUGUCCAUCUACAUCCGGGUGCUGCCGGGCGAGUACGACAGCCUGCUGGAGUGGCCCUUCUCCUACAAGGUGACCUUCUCCAUCCUGGACCAGAGCGACCCUUCGCUCUCCAAGCCCCAGCACAUCACGGAGACCUUCAACCCCGACCCCAACUGGAAGAACUUCCAGAAGCCCAGCUCCACCGCCCGCAACUCGCUGGACGAGAGCACGCUUGGCUUUGGCUACCCCAAGUUCAUCUCCCACGAGGAGAUCAAGAAGAGGAACUACAUCCGGGACAACGCCAUCUUCCUCAAGGCCUCCAUAGAUAUUCCCCAGAAGAUCAUUGCCUGAGAGGGGUGCGGUUUGUUCCACGUUCUGGAGGUCGGUGGGGGUU
This is a messenger RNA of Anguilla rostrata (American eel), 1908 nucleotides long. RefSeq names its product TNF receptor-associated factor 4-like. Lineage: Eukaryota; Metazoa; Chordata; Actinopteri; Anguilliformes; Anguillidae. The record is from RefSeq and is a predicted model, not a curated record. Gene Ontology annotation, molecular function: protein binding; zinc ion binding. Gene Ontology annotation, biological process: regulation of apoptotic process; activation of NF-kappaB-inducing kinase activity; signal transduction. The transcript is spliced from 7 exons. Bases 450 to 1865 code for a protein of 471 amino acids.